UAAACACAUCCUUUGUACAUUACGAAUCAUCUAACAAUUUAUUCUCUCUCAAAUAGAAAUUACGAGCAAUAUUUCGGUGUAGUCGUUUUACCCUUGAACUCAUUCCAUGGCGCGCGGCGAGGCGCCGGCAGCCGGCAGUGUAAACGCGACUUGCAAACGCAACGAACGUCGACAACGCAAUAAUAUUGACACACUUUCGAUCGUUACGACUCAAUACAACAUUUCACAUGUUAUUUUUGACAUCCUAAAUAUUUACUACAAAAUAAAGUGCUAAUAUUUAGGUUAUAAAACUUUUUUUAAUCUGUGGUUUAUGUGAGUGAUUUUAAAAGUGUGAAGCAAAGGUAUUGGCUGUUUGAACUAUUUAUGUGACUUAUAUUAUUCAUGCAUUGUUUAUUAUUCAGCCUAAGCUUCGCUAGUACAAAGUUCAAUGAAAGUAUGACGCUGAGUUUUUUAGAUUGUUAGUAAACAGUCAGUGUUGUUUCUUACUUUAUUCGUGGGUAAAGGGAUAUUAAAAUUAGAACUCGCAUUAAAUAUAUAUUUAAUACCAACGCAUUCUUAAGUUUUAUUGAAAAGUAUUACAAGCCGACAAUGGAGGUGGGAUGGUUGCGAGCCGCGGUUUCUUUGACCGUUAACCGUGGAAAGACAACAUGUUUAAAGAAUGCAUUUUCCCGGUCGUUAUUAUCCUGUGGCCCAGCGGUGAUGAGGGCAGAUAGGAUGGCGCACACGCAGGCCAUACACAGCAAUAUGCUAUACAUCAGUGACGAGCUCAACGCCAAACUCAAAGCAGACCCGAAUACUAUGAAGUUAAACCAAGACAUAAAGAAGCCGCUUUGCAUCAUCAUGAACUGGAUGCAGGCGAAGCCGAGCCACGUGCAGAAGUACGCGGCGCUGUACCUGGAGCAGGGCUUCGACGUCGUCUCCGUGUCCUGCUCGCCGUGGCAGCUCACGUGGCCAGUGAAGGGAUCGCAAGUGAUAGCCGAGAAACUGCUCAAGUUCUUGGAGGUGAACAGCCAGAACCCGCUGAUGCUGCACGGGUUCUCUGUCGGCGCGUACGUCUGGGCAGAGUUACUUGUGCAGGCCGUGCAAAACAAACAGAGGUAUCAGCCAGUGCUAGACCGCAUUGUGUCUCAAGUGUGGGACUCCGCGGCUGACAUCCACGAGAUCCCGGUCGGCUUCCCCACCGCGGUGUUCCCGCGCAACAAGCUGCUGCAGGAAACCUUUCGCGCUUAUAUUAAGUUGCAUAUGAAGGUGUGUCACAACUUGGCGACGAAGCACUACAUGCGAGCUACGGAGGUGUUCCACGCGACGCCGUGCCGGGCCCCGGGCCUGUUCCUGGUCUCCAAGACCGACCCCAUCGGCGCUGAGCACAGGAGCAGGGACGUUUGUGACCACUGGGUCAGGAGCGGGAUGAAGUGCAGUGUAAAAUGCUGGGAAAAGUCUCCUCACGUCCUCCACUACUCCCACCAUCCUGAGGAGUAUAAAGCCGCUGUAUUCUCACACCUCGACCAGUGCGGGCUCCUCAAGAAGAAGUUAUAGUGAAUUUAAUGUUACUUAAAACUCGAGCUUUGCGGUUAAUAUUGAGCGGGGUUGUGAUACAUUGCCGGCGAUGAUUUAUCACUUUUUCUACCAGAGCUGCGCUGGUCUGAGUGGUCUGCAAUGUAUUACACGCUAGAUAUAUUUCGUCUUUUCUUCUCUUCGUUCUUUAGAAUUUAACGUAAUACAAGAAUACAAUUCCUUAGUGCGGGAGUCGUUUAAAAAAUAAAUAAAACAAGACGUCGAGUAUCAAGAGUUGAGUUUGUUAUGACCAAGUUUUCCAUUUUUCUUUUGCAUAUAACUACUCCCGCAUUCAGGAUGUUAAUAUUUGUGCUACAGAAUGUCUCAAACAUUCAAGUCACAUGUACACUCAAAAUAAGCAUUCGUUUAUUACACAAAUGCCAGUCCUGCGCGGGAAUCGAACCUAUGACACAUCGCGUACGGUGGUUUUGGCGUAGUGACCUUGACCACUCGGCCGUGCAAUCAAAUUGAGCAACCGUGUGGUGAUCAAUACUCCUUGCUUACUUUUCAAUAAGGGAAGAGACCACUGCCCAAGAUUUAACAAGAGUUAAUCCCAAUAUCUCGGUUACUUACCCACACUUAAAAAUGUUUUAUAGUUAAGUCGCUUUAAGUGGAGGUUAGUUAUUUUAUAUUUGAUUUGUAUCAACAAGAUCAUACAUUCAUAGUUCAAGCAUUUAUUAGUCAAUAAUAUUUGUCGAACCGUCUCUAGGGAGGGGAAAAGUGGCAACAACAUGUAGAUAAGUGACAUUUCUACAAUCUUCGACAAUGACAGUCUACUUCUUAUGAAAUCGUAUUUUUUAAUAACAAACAGGACACACAUUUGUAUAAAUGUCACACGUACUAUAUUGAUUAAGCAUAUUAUAUGCAUUAAUAUAUACUUGUUUAUAAUAAUAGUAAAAAAAACUCCAAAUAUAAUUAAGUACAUUUAAUUUUUCUUAUACAGUCAAUACAUACUGAUAUAUAUUCUUAAGUUACGUAUAUUGGUAUUUUGACACCAAUGUAAUGUUUUAUGGUGGAACACUGAAAGGUCAAUUACUUUAAGUCGCCGUUAAGGGUGCAUUUCCACUGAUGCGAAGCUAGAAAUGGUGCAAAGUUGACCGUGUAUUAGUCUAAAGAUUUUCAACAAACUAAUAUUGAAAUUUAGAAUUUCUUUUUAUCAAGUUUUGCGAUUGGCCAAUUGACGAUCUGCUUUGCUCCACUCCGCCACAGGUAUAGGAAACGCACCCUAAACCUGACUUGUCUCAAAGUUGUCUUUAGAAUUACUACAUUACUAAAAGAUGAGCGGACGUAUUUGUAAACUGUAACGACAUCGAUUGUAAACUAUAAGUAAUAGACAACUUAUAGACAUACUUAUAAAUUUCUAAAUACAUACAUAUUACUGAUAAAUUGCAGACACAUAAAUUAUAUAUUCGUGUGAUGUUGCUUAUCACACAAAAAAAUAUCUUGGAUGGGAAUCAAACCCACGAUUUGCAGUCAGGUCCACUGACCACUAGACAAACAGGCCUAUUAGUACAUGGCUAUUUGUAAUAUUAAGACGUUACUGACCGCUCUUUCUCUGUGAAUUGACCCUUAGUGUUCGGAGGUACCUACUUACCUAAGAAAGUAAUUAAUAAAUGGUAUUAAUUGUUCCUUUGUUUCUAAGGUUUUGUAUUCAGAUUUAUUAAAAAACUGUACUUAAA
This is a messenger RNA of Trichoplusia ni (cabbage looper), 3233 nucleotides long. RefSeq lists its product as uncharacterized. Bases 589 to 1536 code for a protein of 315 amino acids. The record is from RefSeq and is a predicted model, not a curated record. The transcript has 8 exons. NCBI's taxonomy places the organism in Eukaryota, Metazoa, Arthropoda, Insecta, Lepidoptera, Noctuidae. Gene Ontology annotation, molecular function: serine hydrolase activity.